Messenger RNA from Durusdinium trenchii, 6888 nucleotides. The record is from the annotation of a GenBank genome assembly. Lineage: Eukaryota; Dinophyceae; Suessiales; Symbiodiniaceae.
CGCAGGUCUAUCUGCGUGGCUGGAGAAUGGCAAGCAGAAGAAUUCCUGGAGAAUGGCAAAGCGAGUGGCUGAAUUGCUGUCACCCAGCAAUGCUAGCCAGUCUACGCGGAGCAAAUGUGGACGUGCAAGUCCCGUACCGGCUCCCGUUCGAUUGCCAGCGCUGUGGGUCUGACCUGUCUGCAGCACAACGAGGACGACAAUGAAGAUCUGGUUGUGACGGAAGAGUUGUUAGGCGUAGCCUGCCAAACACAUGUGGCAGUGGAAGAAGACAACCACAAAGAAAGCAAGUGGUCCACACAUCGACGUUUGCUCGUGGACGCGUUACAGCGCGCCGAACAGCACUGGGGUGGCCGCGGCGUAUCGAAGAGUGUGCCGGGAGAAGUGGGAAACCCAUAUGCGACAAUGGACACGAAGGGCAUCGUGAAAGGUUUGCAUCGCGCGGCGGAGGCCCCCGCAGGGAACGCAACGCAGACGAAACUAGAGCCGAGCGUGACGCGACGGCCCGGCCGGUUGCAGGAAACCCUGGCGGCAAUCGACCGGUGGAGCAGCACGGUCGCCGACGGCAAAUGCAACCGCAAACAGGCCGAACUCUGUCAGCGCGUCGCGCAACAGGUCAGAGCAGAGCUGCUGGCAGAAGACGGCGCCAGUCCGCAGCCACUGCGCUGGGUCGUGCACGGGGGUCCCGGCACGGGUAAAUCGCACACGUUGAAAUUGAUCCGUCGCGAGCUCUUUGAAGGUAUCGCCGGGUGGACGCAUGGCUCGCAAUACCACGUCGUCACGCUGCAGGCGGUGAUGGCCAAGGAACUGGACGGCGAUACCAUUCAUCACGCGAUGGGCCUAAAUUGGCAAGGCGCGUCCGACGACAAGAUCAGCGGAAGCAAGUUCCUCGACCUGAGUGCGAAGGCCGUGCAAUGGCGGUGGCUGAUCAUUGAUGAAAUCAGCAUGGUAAGCGCUGAGCUGCUGGCAAGAAUGGAUUUACGAUGCCGAGAGCUAGUGCGCGAUCUAGCGCAGAGCAAGUACGCCCCGGGCAGCGCGCACGCGCAGCCCUUCGGAGGGUUGAACGUACUAGUGGCAGGGGAUUUAUGGCAAUUGCCACCACCGCGCGGAACUUUUUUGGGGGAAGUGCCACGACUAGCUGCGGGCACUAGACUGGGCAACAAGCUGCGGGCACUAGACUGGGCACGCCAGCACCGGCAAGAGGUCAAAUAUGCCAUUGCAAAAGACACAAUUUCCAGCCGAGCGUUGCAAGAAAAACCGGACUUGGGCAAAGACAAGUUGACAUGGCUGCAACGUCACGAUCAGGACUGCGGCGGGCUGUACGGGGUUUUGCCCUUGUGCAUCGGCAUGCCUGUCACGGCAACCGAUCACUUGGAUCGCCGCAGAGGCAUACUGAAGGGAUGUCCUGGCACAGUUGUUGGAUGGAGCUGGCAUGAAGCAGCGGGCACAGAAGCAGGGAGUACGACACAUAUUUGGAAUCAGCUCCCAACUUGUGUCUUUGUCCGGUUCCAGACCAAGUCCCAGUGGCGAGUGCAGGGGUUAGCCACGGACAACGUGUUUCCGGUGACGCUCCAACGGCAAGCGUGGCAUCUGGACAAGGGCCGAAAGCGGCCCAUGCUGCGGGUGGCGCGACGGCAAUUUCCGUUGGCUCCCGGGUUUGCCACGACUGCGCACGCGGCGCAGGGCCAAACUUACGCAGAAGGGGCGGUCACGGACAUGCAGAUCGGCGAAGGCGGAGACCCUCUGACCGCAUACAUCGCUGUGACGCGAGUGAAAGAUAGACACGGAUUACACAUAUACAGACCCUUCGAUGCUGCACCCUAUCAGAAAGGACGCAGCGUAGGGAGAGCUUUGCUGUUGCAGGCCUGGCGCGGAGAGAGCAUCGACUGGGCAACGUUGCGCGCGCGGCACCGCGAGGAGGAAGUGUGUUGCGAGUGCCACGAAAGUAAACCGAAAAGCGGGUACAGCGCCGGGCAAUGGAAACGGGACGCGGACGCACGUGUGUGCAGAGAAUGCGUGCGUAAUUACGCAGCCAACAACACGCCCUGGCAAUGCAAAAGUUGCAAGGCAUGGAAGCAGGAAGACGCCUUUGCAACAAUGUACGCGCGCCCCCAAUGCACUUUCUACCGCGUGUGCCAGACGUGCGAGCCUUCCACCUUCACCUUGGAUGCCUGGCAACAGUUGGAGGAGACCAGCUGCGACCUGCCCUGCGAUGGCUGGAGUGCCUCGGACUUUGGAAGCCUCACAAGCUACUUCAGCAGCUUGCCGGGCUUCUGUGGAGGCAGCGCUGCUGGUACCUUCAGCUUCUACGAGAUUUGGGAUGCUGUGAUGGCCGUGGGUCAAGGUGCGCUGGACCGAUCUCGCACGUUGUGGUGGCAAGUAGUGAUGGUCCAGACGGUGAUGGCAAAUUCUGAGCACCGUGACAUCUACGAGGAUGGCACCUGGCUAUGGCGGCUCCAUGCCAGCUCGGCACUGACAGGGCGGGCGGCCUUCCCCUACCACCGCGACCUGGCAGAGCCCAUCGUUGGGUUGGUCAUGGAUGAAGAGCCAGAGCAGCCCAUGGUCAUGGGCACCUCCCAUACGGGCAGCCUGUAUGCCAUCCCAGCAUCCACCAGGAGUCCUCCUCAGCUGAUCUUGGACGGAGCCAGCUUCGAGGGCCACACCGUGGACGGCACCCCGGUGGAGCCGGGCGCAGCGCCGGUGGCCACCUUUGACCAAGAUAGGCGCACAGUGUUUGCAGCGCAGCCCAUUGGCUACGGAAACUCCAGCCUCUAUGCUUUAGAGCUUGAUGCUGCACAAAAACUUGCCUACCGCCACUAUCGCUUCAUCCCGUUCUGCAAUGCGUCCUGGUGUGCCGUGAAUGAGCUCCGCUUCCGCUUUCAAGAGGAGGAGAUAGAUAUGUCCACUGCCACUACAUAUUUCCUCAGUGACCUCACUGACGUGACUCUUCGGAAUGGUGCCAUUUUGAUUGAUUUCCCUGCAGCAACACUGGUGGAUGAGUUUUCCAUCUCCAUCCCCUACAACACCACAGACAGCGUUCCAGACCGCUGGAUUUUGCAGGGCAGCAAUGACAGGGUGCGGCGCUGCGUCCUGUCGGGAGCGCCCAGCUACCAGGCCAUGCCGGACGGAACCUAUGCGCAGAUGAUGGGCGAGACCAAAGAGGGCCGGACCGUGUACCGGGAAGCCUCAGGUGCCAUCAUCUAUUGGGAUCAGACCACGCUCAGCUGGUGGGUGAGCCCUCGUUUGCAGCAGGGCGGCUAUGGUGCUAUCCGUUGUGUGGGCGACGUCACCGAUCCUCACCUGUUGAGCCAAGCCUCGUGUGUGGGAUGGAAUGGGCAGUUUUGGGAUGUGGCUCCCAACGUGUCCUUCGAGUGCCAGGGAAAUGAAUGGAUAGUCCUUCACAACCAAAGCAGGUCCUAUCCGUUGCCCGAUGUGCCGUCAGCCCCGGUGCGGUGGUUUAAGGUCUCUCGCAUCGGCGUGAAUUGGGAGCUUAUCAUCGAGGAUUUGCCGGGCUUAGUGGGCCAACUUGUCACCGACCCCAACGAUGGCUAUGUCGCUGCUCGUGUCACCGAGGGCGGUGAGAACAAAUUGAAGAACCUGGGUCGAAUCGAAGGCAGCAGCAAUGACCGCUGCUCAGUGGCGCUACGGGUGAACCUUAGCUUCGUGGAAUCUUCGGACCCCGGACACGCAAUCGAUUGCAAAGCCACGGCCUUUGGCAUUGGAGGAUGGCUGUGGCCCGACUCUGUUGGGGAAGGGAAGCUGUGGCUGACGUGUGCCAAUGACACGGAGUUCGAAGCGGACAACUGGGUGCAACGAUAUGCGGAGGCCACAGCGGAUAGCAGCUUCUCCUUCACCUCGGAUCUUGGGAAGUCGCCAGACUCUCAUGCAUUGAAGGCCCAGGUGGCCCGAGCCUUGGAGCUGGCAGUGGCGCCCACGCUGCUGGCCGGGGUCUCGUUGUCGGGGCCCACGAGCUACUUCGUCUGCCCAUUAGGGAGCAAUUGCAGCUUCUCUCCGGAGCUGGAGGUGAGGGUCAUCAAGGGCGAAACCACCUGUGGUUGUGAAGCCCAGGUCUUGACCAUCGAAACCCAUGGUUUUUACAAGGCUUGCUACUGUCUGGCUGGUGCCCUUGACAGCAGCAGCGGCGCCUGCGCAUCCGACGGUGACUUCAGCAGCUUCGCUGGGAAUGUGCUGGGCGCUGGACCGGAGCCAGGGCGGCUGCUGGCGAUGAGCAUCAGCUUGGGGGUCUCCUGGGAGUCCAGCGUCACCGGCUUCACCACGCAGAUGGAGGUCUAUCGAAACAUGCUGGAGUAUGCCACCGGCUUGAGCUUUAGCACUUUGAGCUUUCCAUCCGUGGUGAAGAUCUCCAAUGCAUCAGCUCCCACCUGUGGCUACAACCCAUCGGCCUGCGACCUGGUGGGCGAAGUCUUCUGCACUUUGGGGGAGCACUGUGUGGUCAGCCUCAAUGGCACCUCGAUGAGGACCUUCAAUGGCUUGAAGCUAGUGCACAAGUCGCAUAGCUGUGAAACUGCCUUGGCCCACCCAGCAUUGGCUGCGUUCGAGACUCUCAUCAAUCCGAAGGAGGGAUGCACUCGUAGCGAUGGGUACAAGGCCACGUACAGACCGGUCCACCACUGGGACAUGGGCUUCUCAACAAGAGGUGCUUCGGAGGUGGCUGAGGAACCCCCUGGCCCGGGGCUCUACAAGCUCUGCUGGUCCUACGAUCCACAGGCAAAUGUGUCCAGCACGGGGGAGGACUUCUCCAUUUACCGGGAUGCAGGAUACAUGACAAUGUUGGGACCGUUGGCCAUGGACUUCGAAUGCUUCCUCCAUUUUCCGUGCAUCAUCAACAUCAGCGGCAUUGGUCUGGCGGCUAGCAACAAGGUUCUGCUGAUUGAGAUCACCAGCCGUUGUGGUGACCCCAACAUCUCGGCGUUGGAUGACCGCUGGUCAACGUCCAACCCCACGGCUGUGACCCAAGAUUCUCAAGGCAGCUUCAACCUGUACUCCUUCGGCAUCAAUGCUGGGAAGCAUGGUGCAUCCCACCGGAUUUGCUGGGCUCAUGAUCCAGAGAGGGAGGGUUCGCUGUCGGAUUCCACCCUCUACCGAGUGGAGAUCGACCCGGACCUGCGAUGGUUUCGCCUCAGCGCCGUGGUGGACUGCGUCGUGCUGGGGAGGCCCUGCCACAUCACGGUGAUGGGGAGUGGAAUCCUGCCAUCCAGCAAGAUCCUCCUCAUCAGCAAUGAGGGACGUUGUGGGGCCACCAAUGCCACGGCUGUGAGCAUCGCAGGUCUCUCCAAUCCCACGGCUGUGGAGUCCGACACGGCCGUGCCCAGCGUAGAGGGGCUCUAUGCCUUGGGCGCUUUGCUGGUUGAGGCGCUGCCGCUGGGCGUGCGGAUCUGCUGGGGCAGCAAUCCGAAGAAUGGGAGUGCAGUGGACUUGGAGGACUAUCCUUUCGAGGUCGCCUACCCGAUGCACUACGCAAGCACAUCCUUCUUCGAGGGCAGAGUGGGUGCCAUCGGGUUGGUACAGCUGGACAGUGAGAAAGCUGACAAGCAUCGAGUUUUGGCCCUCUACUCUGAUCCUAGCGACACGCCGGAGACGAGCAACACACUGGUGGGCUCUCCCACAGAGUGGGCAGACUACGAUUGCUGUAGCAUGGCAGGCCAUGCUGCAGGUGCCGUGCUGCGGGUCGAUGCCACCAAUCGGGCAUUGCCUGCAGGAGGAUACGUCUUCCACCAGCGGCCCUCCGAUGGCUAUGCAGCGGUGGCGUUGACCAUGCGGCGCCCACUGAAGCAAGGGCUGCCGGACUGCGAGAGCUGUGAUGAUUUUACCUCCAAGCACACAGACUAUGUCGUAGUCACAGGCUAUCGGGAUUUGUCAAGUCCGGAGAGGCAUCCAGGGAACCUGAUGAUGCUGAAGGCUCAACCAACAGGCCCUCAGUGGGCGCCCACAUGGCAAGCUCGUCGAGCGACCCAGCACUUCCACUCCAUGCCUCCGGAGGGCUUGGGUGAUUGGGAGGAUGCAUUCAGACCGUGCAUCACCAGUGACCCAUAUGCAGCUUGUGCGUACACAAGCCGUGAGGCUGUAGAGUCGCAGAAGGUCGCCCGACUGUCUCCAACCUCUUUGCUUGCAGUUUUUCUCGAUGGCUCCUCCAAGCUUGGAACUGUGGUGCUGAUCACUGUGGUCCACCACUUUCCAGACCAGUGGAGCCUUCAUCUCGGAGCGAAGCAGGUGGUGAAUGCUGGAACGACCAGCAACAUUGAUGUGGCUGCACUCUCUGAGUCAACUGCAGUGGUCGCCUUCGCAGAUGAUGCGACCUCAAGCCUGCAGGCCAGAGUUGUUGAGGUGGCCGAUGGCGCACUCAUUCUGGGUGAGACCGCCCUCAUUGCUGGGAAUGUGUCCUUGGUGAGCGACAACAACACUGAGGCCAACGUCAGCGAGAGCAACUGGACCUUUGCGCCGACCCAUCGCCGCCUCUCCGUGGCUGCCGUGGAUGCUACCCGUGCGCUAGUUGCCUCAGCACCUCCAUUGGCGAACGGCGAGGUGAUCUUGUUGAGCGUGAACGGCUUGAACACUACGCGAGCAACAGCAGCAUCACUACGAUCCCCUGCGGAUGAUAUCACCAUGGUCUUCCUCGGAGGAGUUGGUGCCAUGUGCGUCUACAGAGAUGACGUGGAAGGCUUCGCCACAGCGCAGGAGGUUGAGGUCUACGAGAACUUCAAUGGAGAGGCCCACGCACUCACGUUGGGCUCGACUUCGAUCUUCACGGCUUUUCCCGUGGAAGGGCUAGUGGCCACGGCGCUGAACCGCACAGGCCUGCUGGUGGCCUACCGUGCAGCAGAUGGCAGAGGAAUGACCACCCUGAUUGGAGCUUCGUUCAACGCGGUUUGA